Rotaria socialis is the source of this 795-nucleotide messenger RNA. Lineage: Eukaryota; Metazoa; Rotifera; Eurotatoria; Philodinida; Philodinidae. The record is from the annotation of a GenBank genome assembly.
AUGAAACAUGAAGAAAAUUAUUUGGAGUUUAAACUUGAACCGAAAAUGAAUUUACCAAUAACAGAGCCGAAACAAUUUCAACUUGGUUUUAAACAUAUAUGGACCGUUUUUGCUAAUCAGAGCAAAUUUGAAAAAGAAGCUACAUCAAAUUUAUUAAGAAAUACAGCAUUUGACGACUGCAAAUCGAUCAUUAGACGUCGUCUUGGUUGUGAACAUACAUGUCCAGGAUGUGGAGUGAAAUGCAGUAAACCAAGUCUUCAUCCAGCAGAACAAGUAAAAGUACUACCAGAAUGCUGUCAAUGUCAAACAGAUGAGUGUAUUUGCCCUGAUGUGACAUAUGUUGAUUGUGUUAGUCAUGAGAAUGAUUAUCGUAUUCCGACAGCAUUCCAUGGCGAACGUUAUCAUAAAACACAUAAACCAUAUUUACAUUCUUGUUAUCAACAAUGGACAACUGUCGGUAUUCAUACUGGCGACGGUGAGAUAAUUCAUCCAAAACGAUUAUAUUAUAAUAAAAAACAUUUGCAAUGGCAUAAAAAUCUUGAUAAUUUGGCAAAAACUGCUCCCGAUAAAGACGAUCCUUGUCCAUCUGAAGAACAACGACGUGCAUGGAUGACCGUAAGACAUUAUUUAACGGCUAAAAAUAAGAUGAAGGAUUACACAGAUGAAGAAUAUGAUGAAAUGUUAUAUCCUAAAGAGUUUAAUACAAUACCUAUUAAUUUUCAAAUAACGUGGAAGGACGAAAAUAUUGACGGUACUCAUAUACCAAAUGGCGAUUUCUCCAGUUUUAUAUUUUAA